This is a messenger RNA of Cuculus canorus (common cuckoo), 9414 nucleotides long. RefSeq names its product leukocyte receptor tyrosine kinase (gene LTK). The coding region runs from base 87 to 4448 and encodes 1453 amino acids. Gene Ontology annotation, cellular component: signaling receptor complex; membrane. The transcript has 29 exons. The record is from RefSeq and is a predicted model, not a curated record. Gene Ontology annotation, biological process: regulation of neuron differentiation; multicellular organism development; protein phosphorylation. Lineage: Eukaryota; Metazoa; Chordata; Aves; Cuculiformes; Cuculidae. Gene Ontology annotation, molecular function: transmembrane receptor protein tyrosine kinase activity; ATP binding.
CCGAGCUUCAGAGCUCCUGCGGAGCCCGCAGGAAGAGCCGGUCGCGUCCCCUGCGGAGCUGGGACCUGCGCGCGCCCCGCACAGCUAUGAGGCAGCUCCCACGGCUUGUGCUGUGGGUCACCACGGCGGUUGUUGUCUCCUGUUCUGAAUCGCAUGAAGAAAACUCUUCACCAAAUCCACCUCAGAAGCUCUCACUGAUAAAAAAUAGGAUGAUGUCAUUGCAUGAGCCUUCUAAACCAGAAACCUCUUGUAUCAUGGGCUCAAGCUGUUCAUGGAUGACGUCUACAGACAAUUUUGGAAAACCAGACUGGGUGUUAUCUUCAAUUGGUGUCCUGGUGUCUCAGGAAAGGCAGCAGAUGCUUCUGGAAAACAGUUCCUCCCGAGGGGAUGUUGAAGGGGAUAUUUUCCUCCUGAACACCAGUAGACUCCCAGAUAGAUGCGAGUUCAGCCUGCACAGCCCCAUCCUGCCUGGGAGCUUGGACUCUUGUUUGCUGGAACUGGCCAUAUAUUCACAGGAUGCUAUUCCUCUCCUCCAGAGGUUCACAGUUGAAAUCAGAUAUGUGGAGACAAACAGAAAUGUAGUAAUUUCUCUGAGAGUUGGCCAUGAGGAAGAUGCUAGGAUGAAAUGGAAAUCCCUGAUGGCCCAAAUUGGCCGAAUAGAAAGACCUUUUAAAAUCACUUUGCUGUAUUCAAACUGUGAAGCACACAAGGCUGGACUACUGGCAGUGGGUUCCUUGCAGCUCAGAAACUGCUUUCAUGAUAAAGAAAACCAAGACCUUUAUAUAUAUGACAAAGGCUCUACCUUCCCCUGCCUUCAUGGAGGCUGUGUCAGCCAUCUACAAAUCUGUGAAUUCAUCAGUGAUUGCCCUGCGAAAGAACAGGAAGGAGUGAGGUGUGACAGUCUCCCAGAAGGCUCACAUUGCUCUUUCGAAGAGGGUCCAUGUGGCUGGAUACUGAAUGAAACUGCAGCAUCUCCUUGGUCUGUUCGGAGCUUUACUGAAAUGAAUCAAGGUGACUCCUUUGUAGGGUCUGCCUUGCGAGCCACUAGUGGACAUUUCCUCUACCUGCGGGCAGACAGCAAUGAGACAUGUGGUAUGGCCAAGGCUUACAGUAUCAGCUUGCCAGCUAGUAUUGCCACUGAAGACUACCAGAUCCAAUUCUCAAUGCAUGUUUUUGGCAGCUACAAUGGUACCGUCUCCUUCUCUGUUAGGGAAGAGAUAAAAGGAGAUCAAAUCACCAUGCCAUUGUGGGAAAGGGCAGGGAGCUGGAGUGACCAUUGGUUUCUUAUCACCUUACCAAUGCCAGUGCUUCAGAAUCGGUUUCAGCUGCAACUCCUGGCAACCUGGGGCUGGAAUUCCCAAGCAGACAUUGCUGUUGACAAUAUUACAUUUGGACGGGACUGCUUCACUGACGGAAGACAACCUAAUUAUUUUGGUGGGAAGCGCCAGUAUCCUCAGGAGAUAAGUAUCCUGGAUGAACAUCUUCUGAACCCCCUGGAAGAGCCUUCCCUCCCAGGGGACACAUCUGUUGUUCUCUGGUGGUUCACAACAUGUGGUGCCAGUGGUCCACAUGGGCCAACUCAAGCUCAAUGUGACAGUGCCUAUAAGAACACCAAUGUGUCAGUGACUGUGGAGAGGGAAGGCAGGCUCCGGGGAGUGCAAGUCUGGAGAGUACCAGCUACAAAUCAGUACAGGAUUUCUGCCUAUGGGGCAGCUGGAGGGAAGGGAGCCAAAAACCACAAUAAGAGGUCACAUGGAGUCUUCAUCUCGGCCACCUUCCAGCUGGAGAAGGAUGAGCUGCUGUACAUCUUAGUAGGGCAGCAGGGGGAGGAUGCCUGCCCUGGGGGCAAUCCUGAAACCCAGAAGGUCUGCUUAGGGGAGUCAUCUCUCAUUGAAGAAGACUACAAAAAAAAAAAGGACCUAAAGGACUGUGCUGGAGGAGGUGGCGGUGGAGGAGGUGCAACGUACAUCUUUAGACAGAAGGAUGGGAUUUUCGAACCUUUGCUCAUCGCAGCAGGAGGAGGAGGAAAAGCCUACCUAAAGGCUCAGGACAGCUCCCUGGAUGAUGUACCCUUGGAGCAGUUUGAGAACAGCACUGCAGUACCUGGAGUCAGUGGAAGGACUGGGGCAGCAGGUGGAGGUGGUGGCUGGCAAGAUAAGAGUGUGCUUCCUCAGGCUGGGAAGUCCCUUAUGGAAGGUGGGGAAGGCGGUCAAGCUUGUCCCCAGGCACUAGUCAAGUUACAGUGGUCCACCUCCGGUGGCUUCGGUGGGGGAGGAGGAGCUUGUACUUCUGGUGGAGGAGGUGGAGGCUACAGAGGGGGGCAUGCCUCUGAUAAUGAUGAUAUCACAGCUGAUGGGCAAGAUGGCAUCUCCUUUGUGAACCCCAUUGGAGAGAUCUUCUUGCAUCCCCUGGCAGCGAUGGAGAGUCAUGGUGAGGUGGAGAUUCAGAUCUAUCUUAACUGCAGCCACUGCCACUCGGACAACUGUAAGAGGGACCCUGAUACCAACUUACCAGUCUGCCAGUGUGAGAUGGGGGCUGUGCUAGCCAAUGACAAUGUCACCUGCACUGUGCUCCAGGGUCCUAUCCCAGAGGGACACCUGCCUCUUCCACUCCUCCUAGCUGUGGUGGCUGUGAUUGUGGUGCUUGGAAUGAUCCUUACUUGUGGCAGCCUAUCUAUCAUUUAUCACCUUAAGAAGCAGCAGCUGGAAGGAGCCAGAGCACGACUGCAGAGCCCAGAAUAUAAACUGAGCAAAAUCCGCACAUCAGCCAUCAUGACAGAUUACAACCCCAACUACUGCUUUGCAGGGAAGGCUGCUGCUCUGAGUGAGCUGAAGGAGAUCCCACGGAAGAACAUCUCUCUGCUUCGGGCCCUAGGACAUGGUGCAUUUGGUGAGGUUUAUGAAGGAACUGUGGUCGGCAUUGCAGGGGAUCCCAGCCCUUUUCAAGUGGCUAUCAAGACGCUGCCAGAAGUCUGCUCUGAGCAGGAUGAGAUGGAUUUUCUGAUGGAAGCUUUGAUUAUCAGCAAGUUCAAUCACCAAAACAUUGUGCAGUGCAUUGGUGUUAGCCUGCAGAGGCUGCCUCGCUUCAUUCUGCUUGAGCUCAUGGCUGGAGGAGAUAUGAAGAGCUUUCUUCGGCAGAAUCGACCCAGGGUGAAUCAACCAUCCAUGCUAACAAUGCAGGACCUGCUGAACAUAGCUAGGGAUAUUGCCUGCGGCUGUAAAUACCUUGAAGAGAAUCAUUUCAUCCACAGAGAUAUAGCUGCAAGGAAUUGCCUUUUGACUUGCACUGGAGCAGGACGAAUAGCCAAAAUUGGUGACUUUGGGAUGGCCAGGGAUAUUUACAGAGCAAGUUACUACCGCAAGGGAGGGAGAGCCAUGCUUCCUGUCAAGUGGAUGCCACCAGAAGCUUUUCUAGAGGGCAUUUUCACCUCCAAGACUGAUACCUGGUCCUUUGGUGUGCUGCUUUGGGAGAUUUUCUCUCUAGGUUACAUGCCCUACCCUUGCAAAACUAAUCAGGAAGUGCUGGAAUUUGUCACCAGUGGAGGAAGAAUGGAUCCACCAAAAAAUUGUCCAGGGCCAGUGUACCGGAUCAUGACACAGUGCUGGCAGCACAGCCCAGAGUAUCGGCCAAACUUCUCCACCAUCCUGGAAAGAAUAAAGUAUUGCACUCAGGACCCUGAUGUGAUCAACACUGAGCUGCCCGUGGAGUGUGGCCCCACACCAGAGGAUGAAGGAAGUACAGUCAUGCGCCCAAAUAUUUCCAGUGGGAUAAUGCCCCUGUUGGUAAGCCCUUCUCUCGCACCUCAGAUGGUGCCUAAAACAAUGGACUCCCACCAUGCUGGGCACAAACUUGCACAAUGUCCACAAGAGUUGCUGGUGGAGAACCUGAGUAACCGGACUGCUCAAGGGCCCAGCCUGCCAUGCCUCAGCGAUUUCAACAGUGGGUCCUGGUUCCAGCAGACUUCAAACCAGAAGCUGGAGCUCAGCAACCCGCUAACCCACAGACUUAAAAACAAAACAAAAAAUCUCUGGAACCCAACCUAUGGAUCGUGGGUGCUAGAGAACAUCUGUCACUUCAGCCCCAGUUCCAAGCUUAAAGCAACUCCAGAGCGGGAAGAUUCAGGCUUUGAUGGGAAUUACAGUUCUUCUCCAAGCUCUCGGGCAUCUCCAGCAUCUCCAAGUAGAAAUAACUGCCCUCACCUGGAUAUUGGUGGUAUUGAACUGGUGAAACUCCAGUCUUUCCCUUGCGGAAAUGUAAAUUAUGCUUAUGAUGACCUGUGUUAUAGCACUGACCACCAGCCAUCAGCUUUGGGAGAGGUCAGAGCAGCUGUGCUAAGGAGCUCCAGCCUGCAUAGAGAAGAAGAGCCUUUUCAUAAAACAGAGAAAACAUUAAGAGAGAGAGACUCUGGUCUGUCUUUGUCAGAUGACCUGAGUGUUACUCCAGUAUAACAGAAAUGGUUCUUUCAAAGAUCAGGGAAUGUGUGUGUCUGGAAGGACUGCUUCCUAUUUCACUUACUUUCUCCAUUGAAGUUCCUUCAGAUAGGUGAUUGGGUGAUGUUUGAACAUCAGUAACGUUCUGCUUCCUUCUUCUAGCUGCCAGAUCCCCAGAUCAUUAAAAACAGUUGCAUUUCUAUCUCUGUCCAUCAAAUGUGUUCCACCGAACCAGCUUAGCAGUAGAGAACAUUGGCAUAGCUGUCCUGAUUCAGCAUACAAUACUUAAUGAAAGGACUCCUUCUUAAUCUGCUCAGGUGAAAAGAAAUGGACCUACCAUCCAGCUGCAGCAUUUGGAUGGAUUUCCAAAAUAACCAACAAUGUUUGCGUUUCUUUCUGACCUACGAAACCAAAGACACAUGCUGUGCCAGCAGCAACCAAUUUGUAAAGGCUGCUGUAUUCCUGAGAGCUUUUUACAUUCCUGAUGACUUGCUAAUAAUGCUCAAGCACUGUAAGGGAAGUAAAUAAAUAGCAGCCACUUUUGAACCUGUUCUAUUAGUAGACCCUGUGGAUAAACAUGAAAAUGAAGCUACUGUUCAAAUUGGAAGCAGUAGAAAGGAUUAAAAAAACCACAACAAAUCAAAACAAAAAAACCCUCAGCCUCCCAUGCUCCUCUGAGCAUGUGCUUUGAAAAGAAGCAAGGAAGGAGAAAACAAAAUUUACUGUUGAGAAAAAAUAGUUGUUGGAGCUGAUAGUAUCCCUUUGAAUAGGAGGGAAAGAUACUUUUGCCUCACAUUGUUGUUUUCUUCAUAGCUCCUGGCAAGGAAGGGUCAUGUGUUUUUUUUCCAAGAAAGGGCGAGCUGCAUGGGGUGGUGCGAAAAUGGACCGUCUUUAUCUUUUAAUGGACUUUACUUGGGAUGAACUUCAUUUUUGUAAGUACUUUGACAUUCAAUUAUAAUUUCCUGUGUGAUGCUGGUAAGCAUUAAGCUGAGGUUCUCGAGUAACUAUCUAGCAUUUGUACCAAGUACACUGGAGCUGUACUUGGUUUUAUUACCUGCUCUUCUGAGGUAGACAAAGUAAUGCAAGGAAGGGGAAGAGUGAAGAGGAACCUAAUACAAACAGUAUCUUACAGUGCCCUUUACAAAGGAAGGUAGAAUAGCUUAACCAUUUGAGAAAGCUAAAAUCAUGACCUGACUUCACACAUUUAAUCCAGUUGUCAUUUCUUCCCUUCCACGCAGAGAGACUUACUGAUAAGGGUGGUGUUUGUCUUGAAGACAGCUCAUUUCUAAGGCUUUUUUUCUGUUGCUUAGGGUCUAAACUGGUGUUUACUGGAUAAAGCUUGCAAAAUAAGGAGACUGAAAAGUAAAUAAUUUGGACUAAGCUUGAACAGUCUUGGAAGCACUUUGGUUUUGUCCCACUCCUGAAUGUUGCACUGCCAACCUGUGGUGGAUAGUUACAUGCUGCCUUCAUGUUGCAUGGUGAGAUGUCAGCCAUAGACUCUGCCUGGUUCCUUUCUGAGGGAAGUUGUGCUCUGGUACAAGCUUAAUGCCUAGCAACCAGCUGCAUGUACAGUCUGACGAUGUGUGUUGGCGGGAAAGGGUUUGCUUUGGCCACACAGACUUCUUGUCCUGUGUCAUGCUGGGAUGGACACUACUGAGAGGUGGUACAGAAACGCAGAGUGAAGAGUCUGAAUCCAUCUUGAGUGAAAUGCAUCUUCAACCCAGGUUUAUGCUUUGUUGGUCUGACUUUGUAUCUGUUCCAAGCUUCCUAGAGUUUUAGGCCUUUGGCUUUAGAACAGAUAUUUUUAUAUAUAAUCAUUUCCAGACUUGAGUGGUUGACGAUGCCUACCUUUCAGCAAUAACACGUAUGUUAGGGAAAUAAUCCCAAAUCUGUGUUGGGAAAUAACAGGUCAGAACAGAGGGGUUCCUCUGUGCAUGGGAGAAUUCCAGGAGUAGUGUGCGGACUGAUGGGGUGAGUGACAAGUGAGGCUGUUGCCUGUGCUUCAUGUCCUUCUUUCCAUAUCACCUUUACUUUCACUCUCUGACUUCUCUCAAGUUUAGCUCAUUGUCUUGUCCUAUCUUAUGUCCAGGAGCUGCCACAGCUCAGUUAAACAAGGCUGGAAAGCACAGUUAGAACCUCAUUUUCUCAUUCUUUCCUCUUGCAGAGGCUAACAUUUUUCGGUCAUGUUUCAGGCUGGCCACCUCUGGAACAUGCUACUGAAGAAUGAACACAUCUACUCUUAAACUGAUCCUUACCUUUCAGAUUAUGUUAGUUCUGUGGUUUAUGCAUUAGUAGUGUUUCCUCAAAAGUGAGCUGUCAAGUUCUCCAAUAGCUAUGACUGGGCAUCAGCAAAUCAGCCCCUUCCUCCCUCCAUAUGCGGUAAGGCUGCAGCCGGGUAGUGAUCCUAAUUCAGCUCCAGUGGACACGACUCCAGAUUGCUUUCCAACCAUUAUUGGUAACAGGCUCUAUCCUGAGCAAAGCAGUGGUGGUCAUGACCAUGCUUUUGUAGGUCUCUGCUCUCAGUUCUCUUUAGCCAUCUGCAGAGGUGAGAAAUUGGUGGUAGUGAGUGAAAUACUGGCUCUUUCAGAAGCCAUGGGAAAUUAAGUAUAUGGCUUUUUCUUCCUGCAGACUUUCCGUAAAGUAGCAGGCUCAAGGCCGUUCUUCAUUUUUUCACAUGGAAAUGACUAUACAAUACUCUAAUAUUCCAGUGAGAAGGAAUCCAGGGUAGGAUCCCUGCUGUCCAUAUAGUUACUCUACUUGAACUACCACUUUUUUUCACCAUCCACAGCAAUUGCCUCAACUUAAUUCAUGAAUGCAGAAAGGCCAGCAGUGAUAAAACUACAUCAGCCAUUCAAAAGUGAAAUGAGAGAAGAGCACAGUUCAUUCCAUCACAAUGCCACAGGCAGCCUUGGCUGCACCUAUGCCUUCAUUAUAUAACUAAAAUGGAAGUUCUAGAACUUUGGACAAAUACCUGUUUUCUGCUGAAUAGCUGUAUCAAGGUGCUUAUUUACAGGAAGAGCACAGACGAGACUGCAUGCAGCCAGAAUAAAGCUCCAUCCUUCCCAAUACCUUAUCUCUAAGAGUGACCAGCAGUGGGGUGUGGAAAGGGCAACUGUAAGAGUAGAGUGAACACAUUGCUGGUUUACAACAGCAUGUAGCUCAGGGAUGUACUGAGACAGAUGCAGUGUCUUUCUUACAAAACAGAAUUGGAGCUGCACAUACCAAAUGGGCACUCAAAGAGAAAGCCAGGAAUUUUAAAAGAAUCUGCAUUAGCAACCUAACUUUUAUAUAAACUCUCAACUCAUUCAAAUGGAACAGUCCACUAAAUGUAAACAGUUUUUGUCAGCACAGUUGCCAUGAAUCUUUUUGACUACCAAGCUUUUCUGGGCAUAUCCGAUCUCUUAGCUGCUUUUUAAAAACCCCUUACAGAUAAGAUACUUUCAAUUAAUAUCCCAGAGGAAAUAAUGCUAAUAUUGCUGAGAUGCUACAUGCUGUCCAAACCAUAUUAUCUCAAAGAAAAAUAACAGCUGUGAUGAUAUACAGUAGAACUUUCAGUCCUAAAAUUCUGAGGCUGAAACUUUCCAUUUAUACAGUCAGAGAUUUCAUAGCGCUCAAUUGCUACCAUUUCAAAAUGUAACUUGCUGGAAACUUUAAGGAGACACUUUUAGUGCAUAAUCAAUAAGUUGAACACGUAGAGUGAAAAUUAGAUUACUUGAGCAACUGAAAGCCAAAAGCCAAUUUUGUUUCCUAAGGGAAUGACACAAGCUGGAGAUCUGGAAUUAAUUCAGUCCUGUAGUCCAUGGGAAAAGUCUUCCAACAUUUCCCCACUGAAUUUGUAGGAUUAUUAUAAAUUGUUCUUUGUGAUGGGUGUCUGUCUUUUAACAUGUUACCAAUUUGUUUUUAGAUUUACGUGAAUAGAGUUGUUUUUUUCUUCUGUGCUUAGUAUUAGUACUUUAUGUUGCUUCAUACAACCUUAUACCUACAUUUUAAAGAGGGGACUAAAUAACAAAAGAUGAAAUUAUAAUCCAAAGUUAAAUUUGUCCCUCUCUGCUUUCUUUCACAUUUGUUGAUAAUCUUGCUUCUUAUUUGUUAUCUAUUCUCUCUUCAACUUGCAUUUUGUGUCUUCAUCUUCCCUAUAAAGAAACAGAACUUUUAAGUGUACAGAUGUAAGGUGUCCCCCUUAUAUCAACCCUCUUCCUGAGGUAAGUUCUCCACUAAUCUGCCAGCUCGCAGGUGUGUACUAAGAGCAUGCAAGUCUAAUGAAAUAGUUAUGGGCUUUUGCAAAUGUAACUUAUUCCACUUCUAAUACUUACCUGAAAGGAAAGAAAAUGCUGCUGCUGGGAGUAUCAUUUUCCCCAAUGUGUUUGCAUCUCCACAGCUGUGUCAGCCAGGGACCACACUUCCUCAGACCCCCAAGCAGCAGAGCUCUGCCAGAGACUUUCUCCUGUAGGCGUGGCUUUGCUCACUUUCCUCCUGGAUGCCUACCCUUUUCAGUGUGAUGCAGAGAACUUAGGCGUGACAUCACUUACAUCUUCCUGUCUCAUCACAUGACUUUUUCAUUUAGUUGUAUUGGUUUUGAUUUGUCAUUACCUCUGACCAUGGCAGAACUUCUUGCCAACUUACCUUUCUGGGUGACUACCGUCCAUAAAUAGAUGACACGGCCUGCUUCUAUGCAAUUUAAAGCUGGACAAGUGUAUGUGUUUAUACUUGCAACACAAAAUAAAGAGACAGUAAUGAUGACCAUUUGUUUACCUUUCUGCUAAAUACUCUUUUCACACAAGGAAGAGGACACACUUUCUUGCUGAGAAGUGUUGCCAGUCCUGGAGGGUCGACUGCUUAUUCUCUGCUGCCACACAAAACUGCCCCAUUGAACAGUUAACUGCUCUGAGUCUGCCAAGUGCCUUUUGAUGCACAAUUUUUUUGAUACAUUGAGACUGAACUGACUGAGGUUUUUGAGACAGAGUUUAUCUUGAAGGAAUCCAUG